Pleuronectes platessa (European plaice) is the source of this 2857-nucleotide messenger RNA. RefSeq names its product palmitoyl-protein thioesterase 2b (gene ppt2b). Gene Ontology annotation, cellular component: lysosome. The record is from RefSeq and is a predicted model, not a curated record. The coding region runs from base 295 to 1209 and encodes 304 amino acids. Gene Ontology annotation, molecular function: thiolester hydrolase activity. The transcript is spliced from 8 exons. Lineage: Eukaryota; Metazoa; Chordata; Actinopteri; Pleuronectiformes; Pleuronectidae.
UCGUGUGGACAGAACCGGAACAAACAAAGAGCAGCAGGAGCAGAUCAGCUGGUCGUGUUUGGGUCCAGAUUAAAUAUUAAAGUGCUCCCGGUGUGUGUGUCCGUGUGUGUGCAGCAGAGUAACACGUUUCACCUGCAGCUGGAGAAAGAAACUGAAGAUGUUAGCACAACAUUAGCCAAACACCAGGAUUUCAUGUUUUUUAUUUUAUUUUAAAAUCACCUAUUGUGUUUUUUUUAAUUCGUGUAACCGUGACGUUUAAUUCGAUUUUUUUGUUAUAAAUCAUUCUGAGUGUAAAUGAAGGGCUCCCGCUCCCUCGUGUCGAGCCGGAGGAGGAGCAGCAGCAGCGGGGCGGCCGGGCUCCUGUACCCGCUGCUCGGUGCGUGUCUCUGGGCUGCGGUGGUCGGAUUCAAGCCGGUGAUCAUCGUCCACGGUUUGUUCGACAGCUCCGGGGAUUUUAAAAACCUGCAGCGGUUCAUCAACGAGUCUCACCCUGGAACAAACGUGACCGUCAUCGACCUGUUUGACAGGAGUGCCAGCCUGCAGCCCAUGUGGAAGCAGGUGGAGGGAUUCAAGGCAGCUAUUUAUCCAGUCCUGCAAAACGCAGCAGACGGCGUCCAUUUCAUCUGCUACUCUCAAGGCGGGCUGGUUUGCAGAGGAAUCCUCUCGACUCUGCCCGACCACAACGUCCACUCCUUCAUCUCUCUGUCCUCGCCUCAGGCCGGGCAAUAUGGAGACACCGACUACUUAAGGUACCUCUUCCCUCAGUUUGUCAAGUCCAACCUCUUCCACCUCUGCUACACUGCGUUCGGUCAGAGAAUAUCAAUCUGCAACUACUGGAACGACCCCCACCACAGAGACAUGUACGUGAACAGCAGUGAUUAUCUGGCUCUGCUCAACAGUGAGAGAACCAAUCCAAACUCCACAGAGUGGAAGGAAAACUUCCUCAAGAUAACGAAGCUGGUGUUGAUCGGUGGACCAGACGAUGGCGUCAUCACUCCCUGGCAGUCGAGUCAGUUUGGAUUUUUUGACGACAAUGAGACCGUUGUGGAAAUGCAGCAGCAAGAUUUCUUCUUGAGGGAUGUUUUCGGUCUGAAGACGCUGUCGGCUCGUGGGGAUCUGAUGAUCUGUUCUGUUCCUGGCGUCGAACACACCUUUUGGCACUCGAACGAGACUGUGUUCCACCUGUGUAUGGAGAAGUGGCUGGUGUAGAUCCAAACUCCUGCACACACACGCACACGCACACACAAAGAUCUUCACACUUUGCAGAUUUAUAAGCUCUUAACUUUCCACCUGUUAGAAACUCGGGCAUGGAAAUCAUUUUGUAGUAUCCUCACAAACAUUUGUGAGUUUUAAGGUCAUUAACACACUUUGGAUUACCCUCCACAGAGAUCUCCUCUCAAUCAAACAGUGCUAUGUUUGACUUUCCUCCUAUUUUUCUCCUCGUUUUGAUCAAGUUUAUGUUUUAAAAGAUUAAUUUUGUUCAUCCUGUUGUCUAGGAGGUUACUUUAAAAUGAAUAGGUGAUGGUUUAACUCUGAUUAUAUUAUCACAUUCUGCAAAGGGAGCCGCAUAGCCGACAGUAAAGGAGCAUUCCGUGAAUUUGAGUCUGCAUUUUCAUGAAGUUUUCAAGAAACAGAUUUAAAAAGAGAAGAGUUAGUGAGAGUUCAGAGGCCAUCAGAGCUACAUUACCUGUCUAAUGCUUCUCUCAAAUUUUUUAUUCUUUACACUCCUCGUUUUUUUAUUUUAUUUGAUUGUGUUCAUUUUUACGUGAACACAAAAGCGACAAAGUGAAUGUCUUUCAAGAGAGACUGUCUGAAAAAAAAUUUUCAAACAAUACCUACAAAUUGGUAGAGUGCCCUUUUUAAUUAAUUUAUAUAAAAUAAGGUGAAUCUAUUACUAUCAGAUGCCGAGCCCUCAUACAUACAGUAUACCCAUGUGUGUGUUUCCUCACACAUACCUCAGAACCCCCCCCCCCCCCCCCCCCCCCCCCCCCCAACAGUGCCUGAGCGACGUUCUGUCAUCCACAUUUGCAGACUCACUUUCCCGCUCAUCUUUUGAUGCAGUCAUUUUUUUUAUCCUUCAAUUUUUAUUCCUUCUUAUUAGUGUGUAUAUCUUGCUGUCUUUAUCAUGCAGUGCUUCGGAGCUGUACUCUAUCGUGUUCUUAGAUCGAAGCCUUAAUAUAUCCCCCUCAUGCCUCAGUGUUAAAUGUCCAUUACCGAAGUGCUACGACCCACUGCCUCUUGUGUCGGUGUUAAAAGUAAUGAUCGGAGACGUAGAGUGGCUGAAGAGGGGCAGCGGUGUGUCAGUGUUUACUAUUGUACGUGACGCUCUUUACCUCCCAUCGCGUUUAGAUAUCUCAGGCGUUUGAGCAACCAUGUUUGUUUGUCUCUGUUAGAAAAAGGGAUUUGUUUUCUUUUGACUUUGCAUUUUGUUGGAUGUUUUAUUUGCUGCCUGUUGUAUUUGCAGUUAUUUGUCAAAGAAGAAGAAACUGAAAUAUCUAAUCUGUGGUCUUUAGAAAAAAGAAGUGAACUACUGUUGCACAAUGUUCAGCCAGAUGAAGACAAGGGAAAUGAUAAAGAGGGAUUUGAAGUUGCUAAAUUUGAUGUAUUGCUUUAAAUAUUGUUGACUGAUGCUUGUUGAAAAUGAAUUGACCCUCAGCGAUUGCAUGUGGAUAAAGGAUUUAAGGGACGUCCUCUCAGCUCAGUCUUCUUGCAGGUAUUAAAUGUGGAUAUAACAACUUUUUAAAAACUCAAACAGAAAUAGCUAUUUUGACAUUAUCCCACAGUUUCUACAGUAUUUGAUCUGCGAAUGAAAAUGUGUCAAAUUUUGUCACGUCCUCAAUAAAAGGCUGUUUUUGAA